ACAGUUUGAAUGGCCACGCCUCCCUUGUAAUUGCUCACCUGCGACGUCUAGCUGCUAUCCUAACUACUGUUGUUCUAGCAUGUGUUUCCCCUCUGGUGAUGUACAAAAUUUAAGAAGAGAGUUGUGUCACCUGAUGAAUAUUUUAUUCUUCUGCAGGGCUUCAGCUUCUUGACAUUCUGCCAAAAUUAAGAGAACAGGAGGAUGAAGACUUGAUUAUUCAAUGUGAAGCGUUUGUAGAGGCAAUGGCUGAAGAUGAGGAGGAGCUGCUGCGAAUGAACGGUGGCAUCGACAUGAGCAAUCACCUGGAGGUCUUCACCACUCUCUUCAACAAGGUGAGCAGCUCCCCAGCUUCCCUCCAGCUGCUAUCCAUUCUGCAGACGCUUCUCCUGCUGGGGCCAAGCCGCUCUGAUAUCUGGCUUGCCCUGGAGGCCAUCACAAACCGAGCCAUUUUGUUGGCCCAAGACUCUCAGAUGGGGUGCUUUGAGAAGAUCAUGGAGCGCCUGACGUUCUGCAAGGGCAAGAGCUGUGAGAGACGCGACGAAGUGGACGGUCAGACAGUCAGGGUAGACAAGGCUGUGCAGACUGGUCAUGAGGAACAAAACCAGGUGAAUAAACGUUCAGUGUCAUUUCGGACGUCACUAGUUGCUGCUCCACCUCUUCCAAGUUUGAACUGGCCCCGAGGUUCUAUACAGUGUCCACCACCUGCACCACCCCCUCCUCCACUUCCUGGAGCACUUGGUGGGCCUCCACCACCCCCACCCUUACCUGGUAUGGUGCCUCCACCACCACCUCCACCAUUACAUUGCGGUCCAGGCAUGGCUGCCCCACCGCCUCCACCACCCCUGCCCGGCAUGAGCAACGGACCACCGCCUCCACCACCCCUGCCCGCCAUGAGCAACGGACCACCGCCUCCACCACCCCUGCCCGGCAUGAGCAACGGACCACCGCCACCACCUCCCCUAUUUGGCAUGCCACCCCCUCCACCGCCACCCUCGGGUCUGAUUGUGGCUCAGAGCAGCUAUGCAUUGGGCUGCAGCACCCCUGCAAAGGCGAGCCGAUGUCCCACUCUGAGGAUGAAAAAGCUCAAUUGGCAAAAGCUCCGAUCUGUUGCUGAUGGUCACUCCAUGUGGGCUUCAGUUCAGAAAGAGCCUUCUCCUCACGAGCCGGACUAUAGCAGUAUCGAGCAGCUGUUCUGUCUCCCGGUGACCGAGCACAAAGACAAGGGGGCAGCUGCUCCUGUCAAGAAGGAGCCUAAAGAGAUAUCUUUCAUUGAUCCCAAGAAAAACUUGAAUCUCAACAUAUUCCUGAAGCAGUUCAAAUGCUCAAAUGAGGACUUUGUGGCGAUGAUUCAGAAAGGUGACAGAAGCAGGUUCGAUGUGGAGGUGCUAAAGCAGCUCCUGAAGCUCCUGCCAGAGAAACAUGAGAUUGAAAAUUUGAAGUCUUUCCAAGGAGAGAAGGAGAAGCUUGCGAAUGUCGAUCGUUUCUUCACAUCACUCCUUACUGUCCAGUGUUAUCAUCUAAGGAUUGAGUGCAUGUUGUUGUGUGAGGAGACCGUGUCAGUUUUGGACAUGCUCCAACCUAAAGCCAAGCUGGUGGAGGAAGCCUGUCACUCUCUCAGGACGAGCACGCUCGUGCCCACUUUCUGCAGGCUCAUUCUUGACGUGGGCAAUUUUCUCAACUAUGGAAGUCACACAGGGAACGCCGAGGGGUUUAAGAUCAGCUCGCUUCUCAAGCUUACAGAGACCAAGGCCAACAAGAGCCGCAUUACAUUACUUCAUCACAUUCUAGAGGAAGCAGAAGUGAGCCAUCCAGAGCUGUUGGAAUUACCUGGGGACAUUGAGAGCUGUGAAAAGGCUGCGGGGGUCAAUCUGGAAUCUAUCCAGUCUGAAGCAAACGCCUUACUGAAACGACUGAAUGAGACAGCCAAGAAAGUCUCCAACUCUGUGGAGGAGUUGAAGGAGCAAUAUGCAAAAGUUCUCGAGGAAAAUCUGGAGUCUUGUCGAGCUUUGAGUGAAAGGUUCGCUAACAUCGACAAGACGAAGAGUGAACUCGCUGUCUACUUGUGCGAAGAUGCAAAUCAGCUGUCGCUAGAAGAACUUUUUGGAACGAUCAAGACUUUCCGAGGACUUUUCAUCAAGGCGCUGAAGGACAAUAAGACCAGAAAAGAGCUGGCAGCCAAGGCUGAGAAGAGAAAGCAACAACUGGCAGAGGAAGAAUCCAAGAGACAGAGAGGAGGGGAUGGAAAAAUAAUCAAAAAAGGCUUUGUGCCACAGGACGACGGCUGCAUAAUCGACCACUUGCUGGCGGACAUCAGGAAAGGUUUCAGCCUAAGAAAGACUAGGCCAAGGUGCGAUUCGGAAAGCCCCCACUCUAGUGAAAUGCGUAGGGAUACCCGCGCACCUGGGUCAAGUGUGAAGCCUGCAGGCGAAGAAGUCGUAGACAUAGCCAGCAUUUCCGCCUCCACCACACCUCCAACAGGGGAUCACCAAGAGAGGCCAGGCGAGGUGAACGGCUUCAUCAAUCAGCCAGGAGAGACUCCUUCGCCGUCUCAGGUUGCUACACUCGACCAAACCCCAGGACAAGCAGCCAAGACAACGCCGGCACCCCCGGAAAGGCCGACGUCGCUACAGGAGGGUCUCAGCUCGACGACGCCUACAAUAACACAAACUAACCCUCGGGCGGAUCAUCAGCCGCUUCUUCUCACGGAUGGUUUUUCAGUAGAUUCAACUGAAACCAGUGUCUUCAGCCCAUCCUCCAUGUCAGACACUGACCUAACAGAGGCUGUAUUAGAUGAAACUUGCAGUUUGGCACCUGAGAAAUUACCACCUGAGGAGCCAGCAGAUACUACUGUGAAUGUUGACCUCACAGGAAGCAGACAAGCCAAUGAAAGAAAGGACAGUGAAACGAGUGGAGGACAAAAGUUGGGUCAUGAGUCGACCGUUGCAAAAACCCCCAUGCAGGAUGAAGUGGUGGGCAGAACGCGCUCCAAAAGCAAGGAGAAGACUCUUAAUGAGAGCAUCUUGGGGUGUGAUUUCAAGGUAGUUGAAACCGAAGAGGUGCCAGUGGCGUCUGAGGACGUGACAUCUUCACGUAAGGCCAACCCAAAGAAACUGCCAAGCGUCUGUAAACGCAACAAAAAGAAGAGUCCAGGUAAUCUACCCGUUAACUUAAAUAAAGGUCUUUGGAAUGCUAGUGUCUUGACAUGUCUUAAAGGAAGCUCUGUUUUGGCUUUAUUUGUGAUUGCACUCUAUAUUUUAUACUAUACAUGCGUUAUUUUAGUACAUGAGGCAUUUUCAAGAUGUACUUUUUUAAUUCAAGAGGAUCGCUGCGGAUUAUUUUAAAUGCAAAUAUGUUUAUCAAUGAUGCCAAUGGACCAUUUUAUUUGAAUGCUCUGUUUUUCGUUCUGACUCUCCUAAAACACAAGGUAACAGUGGGAAAGGACACAUUAAACCUAAAAAAGGCUGUGUGUUGCAGUGAGGUAGGUGAUGCACUGGGAUGGCUAACUGUAAGCAGGCACAUCAUCCUAAUAAACCCACUUGUCCAAACGUUGUGGCAAAUAACACCAUUUGUGGGUCUAACUGAGAUCUGGGUUUCAUUUGUCUUGUGUUGUCCAGCUUUUAACACUGUUUCAAAAAUGCUAUGUGACUCCAAACUUGGCAUUUAGUAUGCAACAAAAUGAUAUAAGGAGCAAUUGAUAGUCUUCAUCAAUCUGGCAGUUUGUGCAGUCAUUAUGAAUGGAGAUCUCAUGACCGCUGUCACUCUUGUCUCUUCCAUAUUUCCCCGUCCAUCACUUAAUUCUGCUCCUGGGACUGCUUUUACUCCACUAACCGCAGUCUCAUAUGUGCUUCCUGUAAACUGAUACUAAAUGAAAUCCUAUCAAUGCAUUGAAGAUUCCUAAAUCUGUCAUUUUAAUAAUAAAGUAUGUAUUUUUAUUCUAUUGACUGAAGGUUGU
Messenger RNA from Nerophis lumbriciformis (worm pipefish), 3952 nucleotides. RefSeq names its product inverted formin-2-like. Gene Ontology annotation, molecular function: actin binding. The record is from RefSeq and is a predicted model, not a curated record. NCBI's taxonomy places the organism in Eukaryota, Metazoa, Chordata, Actinopteri, Syngnathiformes, Syngnathidae.